Messenger RNA from Ostreobium quekettii, 381 nucleotides. Lineage: Eukaryota; Viridiplantae; Chlorophyta; Ulvophyceae; Bryopsidales; Ostreobiaceae. The record is from the annotation of a GenBank genome assembly.
AUGGCGGACGACCCCCAGCUCUACUCCAUCGCCUUCUCCCCCUGGUCCAACAAGGUCAAAUGGACGCUGAACGCCUGCGGCGUGGGCUACACGCGCGUGGAGUACACGCCAGGGCUCUCGGAACUCAACCUGCGCCUCAAGCUGCGGAAUUACUGCGGGCGCGUGACCGUGCCCGUCAUGGCCGUACCUCGUGGCCCCGUCCUGGUGGAGUCGUUUGACAUCGCCGUGUGGACGGACGAUCACAGGGAGAAGGGCAGGCCCAGCCUGUUUCCCGCGGGAAUAGAGGCCGCGCAGGAGUGGAACGACCUCAGCGACCGCAUCCUCUACGUGGGCCGCGUGCAGUCCCUGCGCAAGAUCAUCAGCAACACGGGCGCGGUGUGG